AUGUGCGAAAUCAGAGAGAAUUUUGGAGAAGCACUUGCUCAUCAUGAACACAAAUUUAAGAAUGAUAUCGGGAAGGUGCUGCGAUGGAGGGCAGCUCUUAGGGAAGCAUCAAACUUUUCUGGGUGGUCUUUCUUGGAAGGGUAUGAAUCUAAAUUCAUCCACGACAUCGUUGGGGAGAUUUCAGCAAAAGUAUUGAAUUGUCUGCAUUUGAAUGUGGCUGAAUACCCAGUUGGAAUACAGGAUCGUCUGCGAGAUUUGAAUGUGCUUAUAAAUGUUGAGAAAAACGAUGUUCGCAUGGUAGGAAUUUGGGGGACUGGUGGAAUUGGUAAGACAACAAUUGCUAAAGCUGUUCAUAAUUCAAUUGUCAAAAGAUUUGAAGGUAGCUGUUUUUUGGCAAAUGUUAGAGAAAAUUCCAUCAGAGAUGGAGGCAUGGUUGAACUACAAAACACUCUUCUUUUUGAGAUUUUUAGGGGUAAAAAAUUGAAGAUAACCAAUGUUGAUAAAGGAAUCAAUGUGAUAAAGAAAAUGUUAAGCCAUAGAAAGGUUCUCUUAAUUCUUGAUGACGUGAGUCACCUGGACCAGUUAAAGAAACUAGCUGGAGGGUGUGAUUGGUUCGGUUUAGGAAGUAGAAUUAUCAUAACAACAAGAGAUAAGCAUUUGUUAUUGGCUCAUCAAGUUAAUCUAAUAUACAAGGUUAAGGAAUUAUGUCGUGACGAAGUUAUCCAACCAUUCAGUUGGAAUGCCUUUGGAAGAAAUUUUCAUAUGGUCGAUCAUGGGAAAGUGAAAAGGGUAGUACUACACUACGCUGAUGGCCUUCCAUUAGCUCUGACAGUUUUUGGUUCCCUUUUACGCGGCAGAAGCGAAGAACAAUGGCAAGAUGCGUUAGACAAUUACAAAAGAGUUCCAAACCAUGAGAUUCAUGAAAUUCUCAAAAUAAGUUACAACAGUUUGGAAGAUUCCGUGAAAGAAGUUUUCCUUGACAUUGCAUGCUUUUUUAAAGAAAUGGGUAAAGAAAUAGUUCGUCAGGAGUCGCCCACUGAGCCUGGCAAGCGUAGUAGAUUGUGGUUUCCUGAGGAUGUUUAUCACGUUCUGACAGAAAACACAGGAACAGACAAAGUUAAAGGAAUCGUGGUACAAUGCCCCAAAUCAGAUGACAUUCGGUUGAAUGCUACAAGCUUUUCAAAAAUGAAAAAUCUUAAACUGUUUAUAAAUUGUAAUGCACGGCUUUUUGUAGAUGUUGAAUAUCUCCCUAAUGAGUUGAUGUUCCUUGAUUGGCCUGGAUGUCCAUUGCAAUCUUUUCCAGCCAAUUUCAAUCCAAAGAAACUGUUUAAGCUCAAUAUGCCCCGCAGCCACCUGACACGACCAGGGGAGGGAUUGAAAAAUUUGCAAAAGCUGAAGUCUAUAAAUUUAGAUCAUUGUGAAUUCCUGACAGAAAUCGCCGACUUCUCUAGGAUCCCAAAUUUAGAGUACUUAAAUCUGAAUUACUGCACUGUCAUAAAAGAAUUGCGGUCAUCAGUUGGAUUUUUCACUGGCCUAGAAGAAUUAAAUCUAUAUGAUUCUCCCAACCUCACAAAUCUGCCAAGCAACAUCUAUGAGUUGCAAAAUCUUAGGUCUCCUCUGAAAACACCAACUUUGAAAUUUUACUACCAGGCAGUGAAGUUCCGAAGUGGUUCAGUUGCUGGAAAGAGUGGUAUCAGAGCUGGUUCAGUGGGGAUUCAAAGGCUCAAUGGUAUGAACUAUGAAGCCUUAUCGUCAUCCAAGAUUAGUGGCAUUCUCAUUGUGUCAUUGUAUGUAGAUGACAUUGUCUACACAAGAAGCUCGAAGGACAUGAUGACUGAAGUUAAGAAUGAGAUGAUGAGACAGUAUGAGAUGAUUGAUCUAGGUUUGCUUCACCACUUUCUUGGCCUUGGAGUAUUGCAGAUAGAUACCUGUAUUUUCUUGCAUCAGAAGAAGUAUGCAAAGACUUUGCUUGAAAAAUUUGGGCUCAAGGACUGUAAAUCUGUUGCAACACCAUUGGCUGUGAAUGAAAAGCUCUCAAAAGUAGAUGAAAGAAGCUUAUUGGCUAGGUUCAUGCAUAGUCCUACCAAGAAACAUAUGGGAACAGCUAAAAGAGUUCUGAGAUACAUACAAGGCACUGUGAAUUAUGGUAUUGCCUAUAAGAAAGGAAAAAGUGCAGUGUUGAUAGGCUAUUGUGAUAGUGACUGGAGUGGAAGUGAAGACAUGAGAAGUACAUCAAGUUAUGCUUUUAAUCUUGGUUCAGGGGUGUUUUCUUGGGCUUCAAUCAAGCAAAGCAGUGUUGCUCUCUCAACUGCAGAGGCAGAAUACAUCAGUGCAACAGAAGCCACUGCGCAAGCCAUUUGGCUGAGAUUUGUGCUCUCUAACUUUGGGGAAGAGCAAGCAGAACCAACUCAGCUGUUAUGUGAUAACACUUCAGCCAUUGCCACAUCAAAGAAUCCAGUCCAUCAUCACAAAACCAGACAUAUCAAUCGAAGAUUUCAUUUCAUCCGAGAUGCACUUCAAGAUGGUGAGAUUGAUCUACUAUACUGCAAAACUGAAGAGCAGGUUGCGGACAUUUUCACCAAAGCAUUAGCAAGGGAUCAUUUUGAAUUCCUUAGGAAAGCUCACACUUAG
This is a messenger RNA of Prunus dulcis (almond), 2631 nucleotides long. RefSeq names its product disease resistance protein RPV1-like. The transcript has 10 exons. The record is from RefSeq and is a predicted model, not a curated record. Gene Ontology annotation, biological process: defense response; signal transduction. Gene Ontology annotation, molecular function: ADP binding; ATP hydrolysis activity. The coding region runs from base 1 to 2631 and encodes 876 amino acids. NCBI's taxonomy places the organism in Eukaryota, Viridiplantae, Streptophyta, Magnoliopsida, Rosales, Rosaceae.